AUGAUGAUUGGGUUUCCUUGUUUAAUGUAUUAUUUCUGGGUAUGUCUCGAAUACCAUCAAGGUAGAUUGAUUUACCCUUCAAGUUUGUCUCAAAUCAAACCUUGGAUCAUCAAUGAAAUCUGGAACAAGAUCAAGAUCGGCGCUUAUCCUUCUGCCUGGGCAACACAAGUCUAUAUGGGUUAUGUCUUAUUUUCCUUUGUAUUGGCUUAUUCUAUGCCUGGUCCUGUCGUGGAAGGAUUACCCAUUCCUUCCUUGAACGGUCAAAAACUUAAAUAUUUAUGUAACGGUCUCUCCUCUUGGUAUUUAACAUUGUUUGUUUCAUUUGUCUGCCAUGUCAGUGGCGUGUUUCGUCUCACUCAUAUCAUUGACCAUUUUGGAGAGUUAAUGACGGUGGCUAUUCUCUGGGGAUUCUUCAUGUCUGCUGUUGUGUAUGCUGCAGGUAUUUACUCGGGAAAGACUCAUCGUAUGUCUGGUAAUUUCUUUUACGAUUUCUUCAUGGGCGCGACUUUAAAUCCAAGAAUUGGACAUGUCGAUCUCAAAAUGUGGGCGGAAAUUAGAUUACCCUGGCCCGCCUUAUUCUAUUUGUCUCUUUCAUGCCUCUUGAAGCAAUAUGAAACAUACGGUGCAGUGACUGCCCCUGCUGUCUUUAUUGUCUUGGCUCAUUUCUUGUAUGUAAAUGCUUGUCAGAAGGGUGAAGAGUGUAUUCCUACAUCAUGGGAUAUAUUUUAUGAAAAGAAUGGAUUUAUGCUGAUAUUUUGGAAUAUGGCAGGUGUUCCAUUUACAUAUUGCUAUGCAUCUAUCUACAUGAUGAAAUAUCAAUUGACUACAGGUCGUGCCAUCACACAUAGUUUGCCAUAUACAGUUGGCAUAUUUUCAUUAUUACUCGUCGGUUAUUAUAUUUUCGAUACUGGAAACUCACAAAAGAACCGAUUCCGUAUGGAACAAAAUGGAUCAUUUAUUGCACGUAAUGCAUUCCCACAAUUACCUUGGGGUCAUAUUAAAAACCCUAGCUACAUCAAGACAGAUCACGGUAAUUUAUUACUGACGUCUGGAUGGUGGGGAGUGGCAAGAAAGCCACAUUAUACAGCAGAUUUAAUGAUGGCUAUCUCGUGGGGUUUAAUCACUGGAUUUGAUUCGUUUUUACCUUAUUUUUAUUUCUGCUUCUUCUUGUGUGUUCUCGUUCAUCGCGUAUCAAGAGAUAUGGAACGAUGUGCCAAGAAAUAUGGCAAAGAUUGGGAGAGAUAUUGUGAGAGAGUCCCAUAUAUUUUUAUCCCUUACGUAUUUUAA
Messenger RNA from Mucor mucedo, 1287 nucleotides. Its product is annotated as ergosterol biosynthesis ERG4/ERG24. Lineage: Eukaryota; Fungi; Mucoromycota; Mucoromycetes; Mucorales; Mucoraceae. Bases 1 to 1287 code for a protein of 428 amino acids. Gene Ontology annotation, molecular function: Delta24(24-1) sterol reductase activity. Gene Ontology annotation, biological process: ergosterol biosynthetic process. Gene Ontology annotation, cellular component: endoplasmic reticulum membrane. The transcript is spliced from 3 exons. The record is from RefSeq and is a predicted model, not a curated record.